This is a messenger RNA of Kwoniella shivajii, 1416 nucleotides long. RefSeq lists its product as uncharacterized. The record is from RefSeq and is a predicted model, not a curated record. The coding region runs from base 1 to 1416 and encodes 471 amino acids. The transcript is spliced from 5 exons. Lineage: Eukaryota; Fungi; Basidiomycota; Tremellomycetes; Tremellales; Cryptococcaceae.
AUGUCAGGGCCCAGGAAAUACCAACCACCGCACACUCGAAUCAGAGUCAAGAAUUGUUCUCAUGAGAAUCUACAAAGACCGACUUCAGCUUCGUCAUCAACGUAUAAUCUUAACUCAACCACAUCAGAUAAAGCACAAGAUGAAACGACGAAAAGUACUCGUCGAUCGGAAGCCUAUACUGAUACUGCCUAUGGUAGGCUGCAAGAUGAUGUAAGGAAUCAAGCAGGGCCUUCAAUCCGUCACUCACAGUUCAAUAAAAGUCCAAAUUCAAGUAUCUCAAGUAAUCAGACCGGAUAUAAUCCUCCUCCUUCAAGGAGGAAUUGGUCCAAAAAUUCUCUUGAUAAAUCAGCUUUAUCUUCACCUGCAGAUGACAUAAAACCUAUGCGAUCUGGUGCAGGAGGGAAAGUAGAUAUAGGUGAGAUGGAAUUAUUGCAAAGCGUUUCACGGAGUGGUGGAGACGGCAAGGAUGGUGAUGCAUUGAAAGAUUGGGAUAUGCAAGAGAAAUAUAGGGUAUUCAUAAAUGAGAAAAUAGGAAGACAUUACUCUAGUUUCUCUACUCCACGUCAUACAGCGCCUGCGGUCACUGCAAAGGAUGAAUUGGAAAGCCUGGGAAGUAUAGUUCUUCUCUUUCGUAAAUUGCGAGAAGGCGUUGUGGCUUCUUCGAGAAUUGAUGCAUUCGCUGUUGAAGUAUUCGAAUCAUCAGCUCAGUUUUCAAUAUUAGCAAAUAACAAACCUCAACUCAUCUCUUCUCUAAGUGGACUUGUACCUGGAUUGUAUCAAGCUCUAGAUUCCCACAGAGAUGGAAAGGGAAAAUCAAACAUUCGGAUAGCCACUAAAGAUGAAGACGUUGCUGCAGAUAGAGUACGGAAUAUGAACAAUGAAGGAAGAUCCAGCGAAGACAGGAGAAAGGAGUUUGCAAGGUUAUUUCUGUUAUAUCAAUUGAUCAAUCUAGGCGAAAAAGCAUUCUGGUCAAGCUAUUUAGCGCUGACGCAUCCUCGAAAAAAGAAUCUGAGAAGACCGCUCGAUGAGACUGGGCUGGAAAACGGUAGUACACAUCCUUGUCAGAAUGGAACUUCAGCAACGUCUUCUGGUCCACCCUCAAUGUCCCCGAAACCUUUCAUCAAUCCCUGUGAUCUUUCAUUGGUAAUAUCAAUCGCUAGAUCUGUCUCCCCUCAUGCUCUCGACUCGGUGAAAUACUUCAGUCUUCGGAAGGGCGCUACGACUUACGAAAAAGCCAUACUUUCAUGGGAGGAGGAUAAAAUCCGUGAGAGAGCCUGGGAUAUAUUGAGGAAAGCAUACAUCACCACUAGGCAUGAAUGGGCAGGCAGCUUUCUGGGCAUCAUCGAAGAGGACGUUGGGGAUUGGGUGAGAGGUAAAGGGAUGAAAGUGGAAGAAGGUAUCAUAAAGCUUCGCUGA